UGAAGCUCAGUGUUGAUCGUAGCCAAUUGAUCGUCUCGCCACUGGAUUAGUGUUGCUCGACUCAAAUGUGAAUCCGAUUCAAGAAAUUAUGACAGAUGUGUCAAAAUGGGCUUUGCAGCUGUCUCGGUGAUUGAAAAAACAUUGGCAAUGAAACCUGGAGUUUGCGAUGCUUUCGGUGCACUAAGAUUAGCAAACGGGAUUAUAACUGGGACUAUUGGGACUCUUGCUUGCACGUUUCAGGGAAAAUUUGCAACCAGGAGGUAAGCCGAAAGAGUAAGGCUAUUGAUAUGUUUUGCAGUAGCAGAUCGAGUAGCUGGCUAUCUCCCGAGGAUCCCCAACUGAAAGAUUUAAAAUGGGAUUACCAAAUUUUCCUAAUGGCAACAUGUAGUGGACUUUUCGAUAUAUGCUCUUUGAGCUUCAUAGUUACGAAGGUAUCACCCAGGUGUAUGUGAAAUUAUUUCGUCCUAUAAGUUCAGUCUUAGUAUGUGGUUUUGUCUCAACAUCUGUAGAUGAAGCAAGCAAC
Messenger RNA from Hyphopichia burtonii NRRL Y-1933, 523 nucleotides. RefSeq lists its product as uncharacterized. The record is from RefSeq and is a predicted model, not a curated record. The transcript has a single exon. Bases 106 to 264 code for a protein of 52 amino acids. Lineage: Eukaryota; Fungi; Ascomycota; Pichiomycetes; Serinales; Debaryomycetaceae.